AUGAUGACGUUCGCUUCAAAUGAUGAAAAUCAAAACGUGGAAGAAACACUCCCCCUCAAAUAUGCGCACCUUGGUAAUCACAUUUGUGAAAACGGCGGAAAAAACGACAAUGAAAUCACUAACCCGAAAGAAAUUAGCAAAGAGGGCAAAUCCCACCGCCGAUGGUCCUGCAACGAAUUCAUGGCGGAAGUGAAAAGCCUCCGUUUCUUGGCCGCUCCUCUAAUCACUAUCAAUCUGUCACAGUAUUUCUUGCUAGUCAUAUCGCUCACAAUGGUGGGUCACAUCGGAGAUCAACUCUCGCUUUCCAGCUCUGCCAUCGCCAUCUCUUUCGCCAGCGUCACGGGCUUUAGCCCCACUUGUGGAAUUGCAAGUGCCUUGGAGACACUAUGCGGUCAAGCUUACGGAGCCAAGCAGUACCGACAAUUUGGGGUUCGAGUCCAGACGGCAGUAUUCUCUGUCAAUUUUGUGUGCGUUCCAAUAUCAGUGUUGUGGAUUUACAUGGAGGAUUUGCUCUUAUUGAUCGGCCAAAACCCAUUGAUUUCCCACGAGGCUGGACAAUUUGCAAUUUGCUUGAUUCCCGCACUCUUCGCCUACGCCACGUUGCAAGCCUUGGUCCGCUACUUCCAGAUGCAGAGUUUGACGAAUCCCUUGAUCACGAGCUCCACUCUUACCCUAUGCUUUCACAUUAUCCUCUGCUGGGUAUUAGUCUUCGGUGCAGGGCUUGGUAGCCAUGGUGCUGCUUUUGCAAUUGGGAUUUCGUAUUGGUUCAACGUCAUUCUACUCUCGCUCCACAUGUUCUCCCCAGAGUGUGACAAAACCAGAGUCCCCUUGUCCAUGGAGCUCAUUCAAGGAGUAGGGGAAUUCUUCCGCUAUGCAAUUCCUUCUGCUGGAAUGAUUUGCCUAGAAUGGUGGUCAUUCGAGUUACUCAUAUUCAUGUCGGGCUUGUUACCGGACCCUAAGCUUGAGACCUCGGUCCUCUCGUUAUGCCUAGCAACCAUGGCGACAGUCUAUACGAUACCUGAAGGCAUUGGGGCCGCAGCAAGCACAAGAGUAUCCAACGAAUUGGGUGCCGGGAACCCUGGAGCAGCAUGUGUGUCAGUGAGCGCUUCAGUGUUCCUCGCGUGUGCCCUAGCACUGACGGUAAGCUCAGUGAUGUACGCUUGCAGACAUGUAUUGGGCCAUGUUUUCAGCAAUGAUGAGGAAGUUGUAGAAUAUGUGACAACAAUGGCUCCUUUGAUAUGUUUAUCUGUCAUACUAGACAGUGUUCGGGUGACACUGUCAGGGGUUGCUAGGGGAUGCGGUUGGCAAAACCUGGGUGCUUAUGUCAAUCUCACGGCAUACUACAUUUGUGGAGUUCCCCUUUCAGCCAUCCUGGGGUUCUGGAUGCAAUUGAGGGGGCCAGGACUAUGGAUCGGGAUUCAAAUUGGUUCACUUUUGCAGAACAUUUUGUUAAUUGUGAUAACAUGUCGCACAGAUUGGGAAAAAGAGGCCAACAAGGCAAUUGAAAGAGCACUUGAUAGAAGCCCUGCUGAGAAAUGGGGUAGCAAGAACGAAGGGUAUCAGCUAGCUGACCACUGUGUGGUUGUGAAAAUUGAUAUGAACUGCAACACAGACUCUGAAAAAUGAGCUUCAAAGUUUUGAAGUAUAGAUGAGGAUGAAAGAAAACAAUACCCAGAGGAUGCAGAUCCUUGCUGAUAUAUAUACUUGGGGAGGAAAUGUGUGGACACAAAACAGUAUUGUUACUUGGUGGUAUCAAGUUCUAUAAAAACAUGAAAUGGUACAAUACAGGGGGAACAAGGAAGAAGCUAUCCCGAAUAAAAUCGGAUUCAGUGACAUGAUCACGUGAAGCAACAACUUUGUGUUGUGUCAGCAUGUGUCAAUUCUAUUUUUGUAUUUGUAAUGUGUCUUCCUCAUGAUGAAAUCUAUCAACAUUUUGGAAGCAUCGAAUUACAAUAAUUUCUACUUGAUGUUGUGAGAGGUAGUAUAACAGACGC
This is a messenger RNA of Linum tenue, 1994 nucleotides long. Lineage: Eukaryota; Viridiplantae; Streptophyta; Magnoliopsida; Malpighiales; Linaceae. The record is from the annotation of a GenBank genome assembly.